Messenger RNA from Gymnodraco acuticeps, 4835 nucleotides. RefSeq names its product neuronal PAS domain protein 1 (gene npas1). The record is from RefSeq and is a predicted model, not a curated record. NCBI's taxonomy places the organism in Eukaryota, Metazoa, Chordata, Actinopteri, Perciformes, Bathydraconidae. Gene Ontology annotation, biological process: regulation of transcription by RNA polymerase II. Gene Ontology annotation, molecular function: RNA polymerase II transcription regulatory region sequence-specific DNA binding; DNA-binding transcription factor activity, RNA polymerase II-specific; protein dimerization activity.
AGAAGAAAAAGAAGAAGAAGAGGAGGAGGAGGAGGAGGAGGAGGAGGAGGGAGACAGACAAAGUGGAUCAGAUCAACAGCAGCACACUGAAUGCUGGAAAUGCCCGUCAGGUCUGAGUCCGUCACUUCCUCAACCAAUCAGAGCCUUCGUUAACAGCGGCGUCGGCACUUGAUUGGGAGAAGGAUGGCAACCAUGCCGUUUGUCAGCGAAGGGAAGUGUGUGAGUGUGGAGUGGGAUUUCCUACAAGGACUACUGGCCAAGCCUCCCACCCUUCCCUGUCUCCAGAACUUGCGUAAAGAGAAGUCUCGCAAUGCGGCUCGUUCGCGGCGGGGGAAGGAGAAUUUUGAGUUCUUCGAGCUGGCUAAGAUGCUGCCUCUGCCCGGGGCGAUCACCAGCCAGCUGGACAAGGCCUCGGUCAUCCGGCUGACCAUCACCUACCUGCACAUGCGCACCUUUGCCAACCAGGGAGACCCGCCCUGGAUCUCUCGGAUGGACGGAGACAUAAACUGCAGCAAAGUACGACGAUCAUCUCAUUCUCUGGCUACUGACAUGUUUGAGCUGCACCUCGGGGCGCACCUCCUGCAGUCCCUGGAUGGCUUUGUGUUCGCGGUCAGUCAGGAGGGACGUUUCCUCUACAUCUCAGAGACCGUUUCUAUCUACCUGGGACUCUCACAGGUGGAGCUGACCGGCAGCAGUGUGUUCGACUACAUCCAUCCGGCAGACCACGUGGAGAUGGCUGAGCGUCUGGGAAUCAAACCGCAUCUGAGGGCCGAAGCCGGCUGCCACACGGGCCCCGAGAGCGCUUCCAGCUCCGCAUCCACCUCCUCCCUGGCUGGUACCCCUGAACCCGCUCCGUCUAGUCCUCAUUCCCCUGCUGACGAACCUCCUGACCGCGGCUUCUUCAUCCGCAUGAAGUCCACGCUCACUAAAAGAGGCCUGCACGUCAAGAGUUCUGGAUACAAGGUAAUCCACGUGACAGGACGAAUCCGUUACCGCCCUGCACUCGUGUCGAGCUCUGGGCGCACAGUGCGUCGACCGUUGGGUUUGGUUGCACUGGCACACACACUCCCCCCCUCCUCGCUUAAUGAAGUCCGCAUGGAGAGCCAAAUGUUUGUCUUCCGAGUGAACAUGGACCUUCAGGUCACAUAUUGUGAGAACAGGAUCUCAGAGUAUAUGGAUCUGACCCCAGCAGAGGUGGUGGGACACACCUGUUAUCACUUCAUCCAUGUAGAAGACCUGGAAAGCCUCCGGCAGAGCCAUGAAGACUUGCUGAGGAAAGGCCAGGUGGUGACCAAUUAUUACCGUUGGCUCCAGAGGAGAGGAGGAUACCUGUGGAUCCAGUCCAGUGCCACCAUCUCCAUCAACCACAAAGCCCCGCAUGAACGCAACGUCAUCUGGGUCAACUACAUCAUAAGUCGAACAGAGUUUACAGACACUCCCCUGGAUAUUCUGCAGCUACCAGAGAACGUACGAGCAGAGCGGCUUCGAGUUAGCUCGUCCCCCACCGACAGCUCUCCGCAGGCCCGAGGCCCGCAGCCAGCGAAGAACUCAGUGGGGAAGAGUGACCCCGACACUAAAGGCAGAGAGAAAUUCACCGCAGCUGCCAUCCAAUCAGAGGACAGGAGGAAGCGCCUGCUGAGGUCCGAGCCCGAGGGUCCUCCUCCCGAAACCCGCCGCAGAAUGGAGGAGCUCCGUCACGCGGAGGAGAGCGUAUCGGCCUCAUCUGACAUGGCCAGCGAAAGUGAGGGGGAUGAGGAGGAAGAGACAGAGACAGAGUGGGACCACAAUGACAGAUUGAAACAGGAAGAUGGUGGAGGAGGUAAACAGAGUAGGGGGGGAGACGCCCCCUCUAGGGGGGACAGGGGGAGCAGGGUGCACAACGGCCGGGCUGUGAUCCAGCAGCUGAAGAGCGUAGUGACCCCGUCUCCCCUGCCCGGCAACCCCGGCAUCAAGACUGAACACGAAGCCCUGACCACCGGGGGGCGCUGGGGGUCCCACACACACACCACCCAACAGCAGCCCUCACAUGCACACACACCCUCCAGCAGCCUCAACGGUGACAGCCCCACCACCCCGAUCCCCGACUCUUCUUCCAGCAGCGAUGCCCCCCCAAAAGGGUUGUUCACACCCCCGUCCCCGGCACUGUCCCCCGUCAUGUCCGUGUCCUCCCCGCUGCCCCGCGAGGACAGGAUUUUGUCGGGGGUGCUCAGUCGCAGCAGUGGGGGUGCAGGUUGCGCUCCUGACUUUGAGCUGCUCCAGAGACUGGCUGCAGGGGGCGCAGCGGGGAGGGUCCUCUUCCACCCCCUCGCCCUCAGCCCGCAGGGCCCUCAGAGCCUCUACGCCCCCAGCACUAUCCGCUACGCUCCACCUGAGCUGCCCCCCUCCCACCACCACCACCACGGCGGUGGAAUCAGCGAUGGCCUGCAGCUACGCUCGGACCACCACAAGGGACCCCCGACAGCCUUCUUCCCCCACCUACAGCGGUUGGCUGGCCUGCCACCCUUCAGUGGUUUCUCCCCGUCUGACAACCCCUUCUCCUCCGGCCUGCCCUUCUGUAUGAAUGGACUGAGGGGGGCCGCGGGCUCCGAGGAGGACUGAGACUUAGAAGGGAGGAGGUGAGAGGGGAAGAUGAAAAUGAAGGAUGGAGCAAAGUGACAGACCAGAAAGAGAGACAUUGAAAAGGGCAGGAGAGACAGAAGUGGCAGGACAUUAAGCCUCAUUAAGCCUCUAAGGACCUUACUAAUUGGACAAUGAGUUGAAUAACUGCGAUAUAAAAUAUGUGACAAGUCGUUGCCAUAGGGAAUUAUUGUGUCCUCGCAUUUUGGACAAGUGACAGUGACUCAGAGAAAACACGACAUGGAAACUUUUGACUGGUUGUCCCUCAAGACUGUCCGUCUCUACAACAAUAAUGAACUCUGCUCUGUGUCUUUCUCUAGAUGACUCUGUUAAUUUCUGUGUCUCUUCCACUCAGAGAAGCCAUAUUGUACAUAGAGACAAAACCAUAAAGACCCUCAGCUCACAUCCUCAUCACUGUCCCUACAAUUAACACAAUUAACCCUAAAGCCAGUAGAAAGAGAUGGACUGUACGAAUGAAAGUAACUUUGGAAUAUACAUUUUUAUUAUUGCAGUAUUAUACAAAUCAUCUGUUAUGCUGAGAUACAGGUGAGAGUUUGAUUAUUGGGUUUCUUUUAAAAUAGACAAAGAAAGCCCUCUGGUGUUUUUGUAUUGAGAUUCAAAAUGAUAAGGAUAAAAAAAAUCUCAAGUAUUCAUCAUUCAGCCAUACUUAAAGCACACUGUUGGGAUAAAUAUGAAUAAAGUAGUCCCAGACAUUCCAUCAUAUAUAAGGGAAGAAAAUGCAAUGCAGACAGGACGUUAUUUCUGUUGUUUGUUUAUAGGCCAUUUGUUAACUGAGUAUUCAUUAUAGUAUAUUAUGUAUGAUGAUGCGGUUGUGUUUGAAGCCAUAUUCUUGUUUUCAUUUUUUUUUUUAAGUUUAUUGAUUUUUGUUUGUUUGGAAGGAUCGUGUGAAAAUGGUGUCUUGACAGACAAAAUAACAUAGUUUUAUUGGAUGUACAAUGUCAUCCAAAUACCUUUUGUAUUAUUCUCUAAAAAAUAUAUUUCUGAAAAUGUUUUUAGGAGGGAAAAUGGUGCUGGACACAAGUGUUUAUUAUCAUUUAAACCUCUGUUUUUUAUAAGCACUUACUGAAAUUUGUUCUGGUGUGAACUCAAAGCACUUCAUCACUUAACACUCCCUGUGUGGUCCUGUUAAAACAGACAACAAUGCAAGAGUGGUCACUAAUAUCAUAGCCCGACUGCACUCUAGUAGAGGUAGAGAAGAUAAUGGUCAUUUGAAAGAGGCAGAAAGAUAAACAGACCUGUGGUCAUUAAAAGACGACCGUUAAAGGUCGAUAAAAAUAACCUGAAUUAUUCCGAUGUUGGUUUUAUUUUAAUUCAGUCAACUUGAAGUCAAGUUUUAAAUUAAAAAGUGGAAAUAUAAAACACUUUAAAUUUCAGAUGACACUUAUUGACUGGAAUUCUCAGGACUGAAAAUCCCAAACAAAUCGAAAACAGUUUUUGUAUGAAAAAUGUCCUUUUUUAUUUUCUUUAAUGUUUUGAAAUGAAGUUACACACAGUUUGGGGUUGCCUAAAGAAUACUUAAAAAAACGAGAAUCUUUAUUCCACAAUGUAAUAUUUAAAAUCUGAAAAUGUUAGUCUUUUCAAAAAAUGCUGGUUAUAAUACAGCCAAUUGCAUUAUUGAAAAAAAAAUGACAAUAAUACAAGCAAAGCUAAACAUACAGGAAAUAUCAGAUUGCUCUCUAGCACUUUGGAAUGAAGUCAUUUGAACGGAUCUACCAUGUAAUGAAAAUGCACCUAAACUUCAAUCAUUGUUGAAAACCAAGUCUUCAAAAUGAUGCCAUAUGUAUUUUGUUUUUCUUCCAAAAUUGAGAUUACGGUCGACUGUCUGAUCUGAGGGCUCAGUUUAUGUGGAAAUUAUGAUCUGAUGUCUGACAAAAAAGAGAAGUGCACUACACACCCAUACUGUAGCUGUCACACGUAAAUAUGUGUGAGCGCACACAUUCUCGGGUGUUUAAUGAUAUAUUGUGUGUGUAUGACUGCGUGCGUGUGUGUUUGCUUGUACAAGUGUGUUUGGUUUUCUUUUGUCUUUCUUUGCUGAGAUAAAUAGCUAACCCCUUGCCCAUCACUGUGAAUCUAACAUUAUUCCCCAUCUUUGUGAAUACUCCACCCACUCAUCAAAUAAAAUGAACAAAUGUAAAAAGAAAAACAGUGAUACAGAUGACGAUAACAAUAAAAUAUUCCAGUAGCGGAGCACAACUCAA